AGGCGGAAGUAGUUCCUGAACGUGAAGCUCUUCUCUCGGUCCGGUUAGGCUGCRCUGCCAACUGAAAGCACGUCCUGCUCUCYGCGCUUUUCUUUUAGAAACUGUCUCUAUCCAGCGGCCGCCUUUCGUUUCCCUCAGCGCCACCAAGAUGCCUCUGGAGUUUGAGCUGUGUCCCGGACGACCCAUCGGAGGAAAACAUCCGUGUUUCAUUAUAGCUGAGAUUGGACAGAACCACCAGGGAGACCUCGAGAUCGCCAAGAAGAUGAUUAAAAUGGCAAAGGACUGCGGUGCUGACUGCGCCAAAUUCCAGAAGAGCGAGCUGGAGUACAAAUUCAAUAAACAAGCCCUGGAGCGUCCGUACACCUCCAAGAACUCCUGGGGCAAAACCUACGGCGAGCACAAGCGCCACCUGGAGUUCAAUCAUGAUCAGUACAGGGAGCUGCAGAAAUACGCUGCAGAGGUGGGGAUCUUCUUCACGGCCUCGGGGAUGGAUGAGAUGGCAGUAGAGUUUCUCCACGAGCUCAACGUGCCUUUCUUCAAAGUUGGAUCCGGAGACACCAACAACUUUCCUUAUCUGGAGAAAACGGCCAAGAAGGGCCGUCCCAUGGUGGUGUCCAGUGGGAUGCAGUCGAUGGAGACGAUGCGUCGCGUCUACAAGACGGUGAAGCAGCACAACCAGAACUUUGCCAUCCUGCAGUGCACCAGUGCGUAUCCUCUGGAGGCUGAAGAUGUCAACCUCAGAGUCAUCGCGGAAUACCAGAAGGAGUUUCCCGAUAUUCCCAUCGGGUAUUCCGGUCACGAGUCUGGAAUCAGCAUCUCGGUGGCAGCUGUGGCUCUGGGAGCGAAGGUCAUUGAGCGUCACAUAACCUUGGACAAGACGUGGAAGGGGAGCGACCACGAGGCCUCGCUGGUCCCCUCUGAGCUGGCGGAGCUGGUCCGCUCCGUCCGUCUGGUGGAGCGGGCGCUGGGAAGUGGCGUCAAGCAGAUGUUGCCCUGCGAGAAGGCGUGUCACGACAAGCUGGGCAAAUCCGUGGUGGCCAAGGUGAAGAUCCCCAAGGGAACGGUCCUGACGCUGGACAUGCUGGCGGUGAAAGUGGCGGAGCCCAUGGGCGUCCCGGCAGAGGACAUCUUCCAGCUGGUUGGGAAGACUGUGACGGAGGAGGUGGAGGAGGACAACAGUGUCCUGCCGGAGGUGGUGGACAGCUACGGCAAGAAGGCCAAGUGUUGAUCACAGCAGAUGGUUGAAACUGGKUUKAAA
Molecule: messenger RNA, 1258 nt
Organism: Poecilia reticulata (guppy)
Lineage: Eukaryota; Metazoa; Chordata; Actinopteri; Cyprinodontiformes; Poeciliidae
Gene: nansa
Product: N-acetylneuraminic acid synthase a
Biological process (GO): carbohydrate biosynthetic process
Molecular function (GO): N-acylneuraminate-9-phosphate synthase activity
Source: RefSeq, a predicted model, not a curated record